Sinocyclocheilus rhinocerous is the source of this 1186-nucleotide messenger RNA. RefSeq names its product SLAM family member 5-like. The record is from RefSeq and is a predicted model, not a curated record. The transcript has 4 exons. Lineage: Eukaryota; Metazoa; Chordata; Actinopteri; Cypriniformes; Cyprinidae. Bases 259 to 1092 code for a protein of 277 amino acids.
UUCUUCUCAACGCCAGUAUACGCGUAUUGCAUGGCUUCUCAGCAGAGAAAUAAUCAGGAAUAUGAUUCCGAAGACGAAUAUAAUUCACAAAUGAAUCUCAAUGGGUAUAAAAUAUCUCUACAUAGUGCUGUUAAGGUCGGUUACAACCAAAAAUGUUAGUUAGAAAAGGGUGUUUUCGCUGUCAGCGCGGAUUUAUGAUACGAGCUAAAGGCUAAACACUCGUAACAUUUUACUCACUACACUCAACAUCUUCAUUAAAUGCCACAACUCACCAAAAUGAAGACCCCUGUUUUACUUCUAUGCUUUUUGCUCGCAAAAGGUGUGUUUGGUGAUUUUGUGAUGGAGGGAGAUUCUGUCACGCUACACACUGAUCUUACAGAUUUACAGAAAUAUGAACGUAUACUGUGGACAUUUGGACCUGACCGCACUCGUAUAGCUCAAAUCAACAAUGUAGUCAAUAAGAUCUCAUUAUACAAUGAUGUUCUUGAUGGGAAAUUCAGAGACAGGCUGCAGCUGGAUGAUCGGACUGGAUCUCUGACCGUCACAAACACCACAACUGAAGACUCUGGACUUUAUGAACUGCAGAUCAUUGGUGGGAUAGAGGUCCCACCAAAGAAGUUCAGUAUUAUUGUUUCUGCUCGUCUGCCUGUUCCUGUCAUCAGCAGAAACUCUUCACAGUGUUCUUCAUCAUCUUCAUCAUCAUAUUGUUCAUUGGUGUGUUCAGUGGUGAAUGUGGGUCAUGUGACUCUCUCCUGGUACAAAGGAAACAGUUUAUUGUCCAGCAUCAGUGUGUCUGAUCUCAGCAUCAGUCUCUCUCUACCUCUGGAGGUGGAAUAUCAGGAUAAAAACAGCUACAGCUGUGUGCUCAACAAUCCCAUCAGCAACCAGACUCAACAUCUGGACAUCAGUCAACUCUGUCAACCAUGUUCAGUGGAUGCAUCAAGUUUAAUCCCAGAAGAUGGCUUACCCUUAAGUCACAUGGUGCUGAUCUGCGUUAGUGUUGUAGUUACUGUACUAGUCUUGGCUGCAGUUGGGAUGCUCAGUAUCUACUGGAAAUACAGGAACACAAAUCAAAUGGGCAAGUUUACUUAAAGUUAAUAGAGCAAGAUGAGCUUUAUUGUGCAAGCAUGUAGUUUUAACCACAUUUAUGUAAUUGAUUUACUUAAUUGUUUAAGUCUGUGGUUUG